Molecule: messenger RNA, 610 nt
Organism: Aspergillus versicolor CBS 583.65
Lineage: Eukaryota; Fungi; Ascomycota; Eurotiomycetes; Eurotiales; Aspergillaceae
Exons: 1
Coding region: 64-609 (181 amino acids)
Source: RefSeq, a predicted model, not a curated record
GUGGGAAAAAAAAAGCCAACCGCAACGUCCUGAUUUGAAUACCUCUAUUAUUUAACCUCCACAAUGCGCUCCGUCCUUAUCACUCUUACAGCAGCCAUUGCUGUUCCCAUGGUGGCUGCACUCCCACACCCCGACGACGCCAGCAUCGCAAGGGACAUCCUAUCCCGCAAAGGGUCCUCAUCCAAAUUGGUCGUCCGUGACGAUAUACCGAAGGAAGAUCAGGUCGGGUACUUGGUCUCCAGCCACGGAUGCUUCGCAGCAGGCAGUGGAUUCCCCCAAUGCAGGGACCUGAUCACCAUGGCAUGGGGAAAGGAAGGAGACUAUGGAGACUGCAACGAUCCGUCCGUGAACUCAGCCUUCGAGGACUACUGUGACAUCAAGGGGUCCGACGAGGUGAAGAUCGACACUCCGAUGGGGGAGGGCCUCUUCCAGCCAGACUCGAACUGUGGCAAGGAUGGGAAGCAGGGUCUUAUCAUCACGGCGAUGGAUGAUACUUCGGUGAGCGGGUACGAGUGUGUCAAGGAGGACCACAGUUUCUCGGAGUGGUGUGGAUUCACUUGGUCCAAUAAUGUUCAGUUCAAGUGCACGUAUAAGGGACAGUUCGAUUGAG